Molecule: messenger RNA, 8652 nt
Organism: Plasmodium malariae
Lineage: Eukaryota; Apicomplexa; Aconoidasida; Haemosporida; Plasmodiidae
Product: conserved Plasmodium protein, unknown function
Exons: 2
Coding region: 1-8652 (2883 amino acids)
Source: RefSeq, a predicted model, not a curated record
AUGAUUUCACAAGGCAGGAAGAGAAAAAAUUAUGAAGAAGGAAAUGAAAAAAACAAGAACGAAAAAAUAUAUGAUAAAGAAAUAAUUUAUGAGCAAAUACAUUCAACCCCCAAAAAGAACAAGCCAAGAUGUUUAGUAACGUCCAAUUAUAAGGAUAAUCUGUUAAAUUAUUUUUCAGCUAUUUUGAAUAUAAGACAUUUUGGAAAUGAUUUUAAAAGAAAAUGGUACAUGCACUUUUAUCGAGUUUGUUUAUAUGAUGAGAAAAUGUAUGGAACACAUACCAGUAACAGUAGUAGUAAUAAAAAUGUGGAUAAGUUAAUUAUUGAUUAUAAUAUAGAAGAGGUAUUAAGAAAAUUACAAAGCGUAGUAGUACGAAAACUUGAUUGUGAAAAUUUGUAUUAUCAAAAAAUUUUAGUAAUAGUGUGUUUAUUAUUUGACUUUUUUCAUAAUAAGAAACAAGUUAACUUGAAAACAUUAAGGCAUUUAGAAGGAGAAGAAGAGGAUACUAAAAAUACGAUACAAGACCCAAAUGGUAGGUUAAGGCAUAAUUACAAGGAGUCUAAAAAAAGAUCCCUAAAAUCUGUAAAUACAGUUGCAUAUUCGAAUGAUGGUGAUGAUGAAUAUGAUACAAAUAAGGAAGAUAUGAUAAGUAAUGUUCGAAAUAGUAAAACGGAAAGUAACAGAAAAGAAAUAUCAAAAGAUAUGGAUAAUCAGAAAAAUUAUUAUAUUAUUGAAUUCAAAAAUAUUCUAUUUAGUGAAAAAAAAAAAUUCAAUAAUAUAGAAAUUUUUUAUCACAUAACUAAUUUUAUUAUACAUAAAUAUUGGUAUUCUCAAGAGCAUUCUACGUACAAUAUUUUCAUAUGGUUUUUAAAUUAUAUGAAUAAUAAAUUAGAGAUAAAAAAAAGUAUUCAUAAAAUAAAUGAGCAGUUAGAAAUGUUUAUUAAUUUGCACCCCAAAAUUUUCAAUAUUUCGCAUGCAAAGAAAAAACGAAAAAAAAAUGCACAUUCUAGUAAUUACACAGGUAGUGGCCAUUAUUUUGAAAAUGGGGUCUUGGAUUAUCCGAAUCUAAAAAAUAGACAUAAACAAAUAGGAGGAGGACUUUCCGAUGCAACAAAUUUAGAUAACAAAAAUAAGCAAAAUUUAGAAAAUUUAAAUAAGAUCAACAAUUUUAGUAAUUUUCAAAACUCAACAAAUACAGCUACAAACUUUUUUAGUAGUAGUAAUAGUGGUGGCGCCUUAACACUUAUGAAGAAUACGAAUACAUCUAGUGUGAAUAAUUUUAGCUCACCAUUUAAAGGGUUUGAUCAAAGCAAUAAUAUAUUUAGUAAUAAGAAUAAUGAAAGCAGUAUAUUUAUGAAAAGCAACAACCAGAACAGUAGCACAUCCAUAUUUGGAAAUCCCCUAAGCGUUAAUAAUAAUCAAUCAUCUACAAAUAGCGGAAUGUCAAAGUUUACGGGAGCCUUAUCCGGUAAUACACAAGCGCAAAAUAGCAGUACAAGUAAUAGUGAUAACAUGAACAAUACUAGUAGUAGUAAUAUUAAUAGUGGUGGUAGUAAUAACCUUUGUAGCAGUAACAGCAAUAGUAAUAGCACCUUGACUAGUAAUACGAAUUUAGGUUUGAAUAAAUCCAACAAUUCUGUACCUUCAUCAGGAAAUAUAUACGACAUAAAAAGUAAUCACAAUUUAGGGAUUCAAAGUAAUAAUAGUGUUUCGAACAGUUUAUUAGAUAUUUCUCAGAAGAAAACUUCAAACAUAUUUGAUCCAAAAAAUGCUGCUAGUAAAAAUAUGCCAAAUGUUAAUUUAACUCCUAAUAGUAGUAGCGGCCUUUUUGGUUUUAAUAAUAGUGAACAGAAUUCUUCAAUAUUUGGAAAUGUAAAUUUUAAGGAUAAUAAGAAUAUUUUCUCAUUUACUAGUAGUAACAGUAAUAAUAACAGUCAGAAAAAUAGCAUAUUUGAAAGCGCACAUGUGAGCAACGCAGGUAAUAACAAUAGUAAUAGUAAUACAACUAAUAAUGGAGCAGUAGCAGGAGGAAACCUCAUAAAUAACAGUAUGAACACAACAAAGGUUUCGUUGAAUUCUAAAUCCGUGUUUGAAAAUGAUAUGAACAUACAAAAAGCAAAUAUUUUCUCGAAUAUAAAAACUAGUGAUACUAUUUUUAACAGUACCAAUGGUGCAAGUGCUACGGUGGGUCAACCCAGCAUUUUUGGAACACAGUUAAAUAAUAGCACAAAUCAGGGUCUUUUCAACAAACCAGUUAGCGCUUUUGCAAAUAUUAGCAGUGUUAGCGGUGUAAACAGCGGCAAUGAAAACAACGGAAGUACUGUUAGUAAUAAUACAAAUGCUGCUUUAAAUUUCCACAGUAAUAAUAUGUCAAACAACAACACAAGCGGGAAUAUUUGUACGAACACAACUCAAAUGAAUACAGGAUUAUUGCAGUUUAACUCCAUGAACACAUCACAGAGUACAAAUAGUUUUGUUAAUCUUUUUAAUAAUGAAAAUGGAUCAAAGGAAUUAUUUAAAGAUUUAAAAAUAUCAAAUGAUACAGGACCUAAAUUUACUGUUAAUAAGAAACCGCUAUUUUCAAAACGGACGUCAAAAAGCUCACUCCUUACACCUAGUACUUUAAGUCAAGAAAAUAAUAUAUUUAGUUCAUUAUAUAUGAACAAAGAUAAUUUAUUAAAUAGUCAAGAAAAGCCAAUGAAGGUUAUAUUUGGUCAAAAUAACAAUAAUAAUAACACUACAAAUGAUAAUUCAAAUGUAUCUAGUACAACAGGUAUUACUUCAUUUAACGCAUUAUCAAGCAGUAACAACAAUAUCACUGGUAGUACAAACAGUUCCCUAAUGAAUAACAGUGAUAAAGGAAAUGUAUUCAAUCCGAGUAACAUUCUUCAGACAAGUACAAAUAAAGUCAUUUUUAACGCAGCAGGAAAUAGUAAUACCAGCAAUAAUAAUAGCAGUGUUUUUGUUAACAAUAGCAGUAGCAUUUUCGGUACUACGGGUAAUAACAUCUUUGGGGGAAGUACCAAUGAUAAGAGCAGUGGUAACAACAAUAACAGUGGUAACAACAAUAGCAGUGGUAACAACAAUAGCAGUGGUAACAACAAUAGCAGUGGUAACAACAAUAGCAGUGGUAACAACAAUGGAAAUAGCAGUGGAAAUAAUAACAGCUUUGGGAACAGCCUUUUUUUUAAUUCUAAUGAUAGGAGUAAAAAUGAAAUCAGUAACCCACCUAAUUUGAAUAUUCCGAUUAAAAAAUUAACAUUAGAAGAAAGGAAAAAAAAAACUACGAAAAAUAAUAUGUUAUUGUUAUUUUCAAAUAACAGUACUAAUAGUAUUUCUGAUUCAAAUAGUUUAACCGCUUCGUCCUUAGGUGUUAUAUCCUCUACAAAUAAUCUUUUAAAUAACAGUAAUAAUGUGAGUAGUGUUAAUCCUUUUAAUUUUAGCUCCUCACAAGAUAAUAGCAGUGCUACAGUUUUUAAUUUAAAUAAAAGUACAUCCUUUGGUGUAAAUAAUGAGCAGACAAGUUUUGGUAAUAAACAAACGUUAUUUGAAUUUAAUAAUAAUAGUUUGUUAAGCGCGAAGGACAAUAAUAUAGACUCAACAAAUAAUACGUUACUGAAUAACACUACGGAUAGUGCCAGUACCAAUGUUAAGAAUAAUUUGUUUCUUGGUAAUACAAAAAAUGAAGAAGAGAAAGAAAAAGAUGAUGGUGUAUCUAGUGAAAAUAAAGUAAAAAAUGUAUUUGGAAUAAUUACCAAUAAAGAGGAAAAAAGUAAAGAUGAUGGGGAAGAAGCAAAUGAUACAAAAAAGGUAAAGUUAGAACAACAGGAUGCAAGUUCUACUGCAAAAAAGGACAGUUGUAAGAAUAAAGAUGGUUAUCAAGAAGGUAAUCAAGAAGCUAAUCAAGGGAACACAUCCAUUUUUGGCCUUGGUAGUAACAAUGAUACUAAGGAGAACACGUCCAUUUUUGGCCUUGGUAGUAACAAUGAUACUAAGGAGAACACGUCCAUCUUUGACCUUGGCAGCAACAAUGAUGCUAAGGCUAAAACGUCCAUCUUUGACUUUGGUAAUAAUAACGAUGAUAAGGACAAAACAUCCCUAUUUAGCAUUAAUAUGAAUCAGGAAUACAAAAAUGUGACUCCUAGUUUUGGAUUUGGUAAUAAGCUAAGUACUGAUAAAAGUAAUAUUACCAUGUUUAAUGAAUCUUUGAAUAAUAAUGAAAAAAACAAAACAUCCAUUUUUUCAAUGGACAGUACUAAAGAGAAGACAAGAGAAAUGUCUUUUCCUAAUACAGGAAAUGAAAACAUUUUUACUAUGAUGAAUACUAACAAUAGUGGGGGAAUUAGCAUGAUUAAUGGCAAUACAUUAAAUAUAGACCAUUUUAAUGAAAAUAAAUCAUGUGAGAAUAUAAAUUAUGAUGAUGUAAAAAACAGAAAAAGAAGAAGAAAUUUUGAUAUGGAAGAACAAGUGGAUAUAAAUGAAUUUCGUACUAAUUCUGUUGAAUUUAAGGAAAAGGGUUUCUUAGAUGAUAAGGAUCAAUGGGGACUAAAUAAUAGACAAAAUAAGAUAAAUGCAAAAAAAUCAAGUGGUUAUAAUAAUUCCUUUAAUGUAAAUGAUUCAUAUAAUAAUGAGGAUAUGUUUUUUAAAAAAAGUAAAGUUGGUAAUGCAUUAAGUGAUACGAAAAAUAUUCUGAACAAUUUGAAUUUUAAUAAUAUUCCAAGUAAGGACAUACUAUGUGCAUCAAUAAACGAACAAAGAAUAAAUUCAAGAGAAAAUAAUUUAAUCGAAAAAGAUGUUUUAAAUAAUGUGGGUACGAUGGUAUCAAGUAAUAAACACGUAGGAAAUAUCUUUAAAAAUGACGAUUCCAUUUUGGGUGCAACCACGAUGCACCACGAGGCGGAUGAAAAGAAGAAAGAGAAUUUUAUGAGGAAUCAUUAUGAUACUAAAAACUAUCAAAAUAAUAGUAAUUAUGAUGGUAAUUGUGACAGUAAAUAUGGUAAUAAUUAUGGUGAUACUUAUUAUGAUGACUUUAGUGAGACCAGACCCUUUGGCAAUACAUCAGAUGCACAUGAAGAGAGGAAGGUCCCAUUUCAAGAGAGUUGUAAUAACAAUAAUAGUGGGAACAUGAACGAACAAGAUGAUUCGUACCUACAAAAUCGUCAAGAAAAGAAACAUAGAGCAAAUGGGUCGUAUGAUAGAAUGAGGCUGACCCAGAAACAGAGGGAAGAACAGAUUAUUUGUAAAGAAAAAUUGAAAAUGAACGAAUAUUUAAUGCAAGUGGAGGGUGAUAAUAAUAUCAAUAAUGUUAAUAGUAGCAAUAUCUAUGGAAAUAGUGAUAUGUUUUUUAUCAACGAUGAUGACAAUAAUAACUCACGGGGUAACAGAAAAGAGUACAUGCCAAUACUGGAUAAAAAAAGCUUAGAGAGAAUUGUUACAUAUAAUAAGCAAAUAUCUUUUGAUGAUAUUGAUGUUGAUUUAGACAAAGAUGUAAUUGAUCUAAAUGAUUUAAGACACCAUUUAUUUUUGUGUGCAUUAAAUUUUCAUUUAAAUUAUUGGGCAGAAAAAGUUAUAUUGUUUUAUCCUCAUAAUGAAAAAAUUAAUAAAUAUUGCAAUAAAAUUAUUAAAAUUAAAAAUCAAUUUGACGAAACGUAUGAUUUUACUCUGUUUGAACAAAUACAUGUCUUAUCAAGAAGAUUAUUAAAAACGUUAGAUAUAAAUUGUUGUAUAUAUGAAAGUGUAUUAUUCCUAUCAGCUGAAAAUAUGUAUGUUUUAAAAAAUGCAAAAUUAUCAUUAUUUGAUGCUUUUAAUAUUUAUCAUUUUUGGUAUCAAAAGAAUAGUUCUGAUAUCAAACGAAAUUUUCAAAAUUUUAUGUACACCAAUAAAAUUUAUCCAUCCUACUUAAACUAUUACAUGAACUUGUACAAAAAUUAUAAAUCAUUUAAUUGUAAAUAUUCCCUAGAUGAGGAAAAUAAUAAAAAAGUGAAAGGGAAAAACAAAAGGAAAAAAAAUUCUCAUAUUAAGCAAAAUACUAGUGUCCGUUCCUCUUCCAGCAUUCGAAACAACUCUUUUGUUUCUGGUGCUAAUUCGAGAAAAGGUGCAUCCGAUUUGACACAUCGGAAGAAGAAGUCAAACGAAUUAAGUGAUCAUGCAUCAAGUGGAGAUGGUCAGCAUUCAGACCGUUCGCGUUGUUCAUAUCACGCAGAUCGUGCAGACAGUGCAGACAGUGCAAUCCGCUCAGACCAGUCUUUUUCUGACCAUGAGUUAAAGCGUAGAAGGCGAAAACUGUGCUCUAAGGGGAAUAGAAGGGAGGAGGAGUUUGACCAACAAAGCAGCGAUCGAAACGAUGUGGGGAAUUACGAUCAAAAUGAUGAUGAGAGUGACGAGGAAAUUUACGAUCAAAAUGAUGACGAAAAUGAUGACGAAAAUGAUGACGAAAGUGAUGAAGACAGUGAUGAAGACAGUGAUGAAGAGAAUUAUGACAAAAGCGACUAUGAAAGUGACGACACAAGUAACCACUACAGCCACAGUGGUUACGACAGUGAUGUAAGGGUGCAGAGAAAAAGGAAAGGGAAAAAGAGGAAGAAGCAGAAAAAGAACACACCUGACGAAAACAACUUGAUAGAUAUUCUGAAUUCAAAUAGCAGCGAUAUAUCCGAUGUGAUGGAUAACAAUUACAAGGACGAACCAUUUAACAUAAAUAUAAAGGAAAAAUAUAUUUACCUGUCAAAAGGGAAAAAGAGGAAAAGCAAACUAUUCCUACCCGCACAUAUAAAGAUAAAGAAAUUAAGUGCAUGCGAAUGUAUUUUACUAGAAUUAAUUCUAAAAAAUGAUAUCCUAAAUGUGUUGAAAAAAUAUAGGAUUUUUAAAAUGGAAAAAUAUGAAUUUUUAUACGUAAAUUUAAUUGCUAUGUUAAAGCAUUAUAAUUAUUUUUCUGCAGAAAAACUAGAAGAGGAUGCAAUAGAAAAACAAGAAAUAAAUAAAUAUUCAUCAGCCAUAAAUGGUACAAAUAAUAACUUAAGAAAAAUUAGUAACCACUUAGAUAAUAAUUGUAUAAAGACAAAAAAUGAUAAAAUCAAUAUUUUAAAAAAAAUUUGUGAUAAAAAUUUAUUAUAUUAUAUUAAUAUGCAGUUAAAAAAUAUAUCCCAUUUAUUAAGUUUUAACGAAAUCGAAAUAGCAUGUGCUUAUUUAAAUCAUAUAAAAAACAAUCUAUAUGUUAUGUUUCAAAUGCCUAUUUUAUUAUUUAAUCUAUUAUUUGAUAAAAUCGUUACCUCAUAUAAUCAUUUUAUUAUCCUGGAAAACUUUUUUAAUAACUCUUGUUUAUAUUGUGAUUUCAGAUAUGAGUAUAUCUUUAAAACCAAGAUUGCUUAUAUGCUUAUAAAAAAGUUUUUUGCCUUAGAUGACAUAGAAAAUUCGAUUAACUGUGCAUUAUAUUUUGAACAUUGUAGAGUGAAGGCUCAGAAAAAUAACAUAUAUAAUGAUUAUAUUUUUCAUAAAAGUUUAAUAAAUGCUUACAUAAUUGUUCAUGAAGAUAUUGUACCAGCAGAAUGGAUAGAGGCCAAAAAUUCCAAAGAUGGAGAACUAAAUGACAUGAACAAUUCAGAAUAUUUAGAUUAUUAUUCAUUCUUUUUUAAAGAUAUAUCUAAAUAUAUUAAAUUUCACAUUAUGGACAAAAUAAUAACGGGCAAUAUUUUUAGCUUACAUAAGGAGGAAUGCACGAACUCCGAUGAAAGGAAAGCAUCAAUCGAUAGGAGUAAUAGAGGCAGCCACAGCAGGAGUGACAAUAUUGGUAGUAGUGCCAAUAACAAAGGUAAUACAGGAAAUUACAAUAGCAACGGAGGAAAUAACAACAAUAACAGCGGAAAUAACGACAGUAACAGUGGAAAUAACGACAGUAACAGUGGAAAUAACUGCAGUAACAGCAGAAAUAACGGCAGUAACAGCAGAAAUAACGGCAGUAACAGCAGAAAUAACGGCAGUAACAGCAGAAAUAACGGCAGUCAGGAGGAAAAGAAAUUUUCGUGCUAUUUCCUCUACAUGGUAAACAAGUCAUUACUGGACGACCUGCUUAAUAUUUAUUCUUCCAAGGGAGAAUAUUUUUAUAAACGCGGUUCAUCAGCUUUGAUAAAUAAUGUAUUUGUAAAAGAUUAUGAUAAAGUGCAUAAUAAACACUUCCAUAUGUAUGUUCAAUUAGCUAAUAUAAACAAUUUUAUGAAAAAAUUUUUUUCUGAAUAUAUCAAUUUUUUUAAAAAAAAAGAAUUAUAUCAUAUUGAUAAAACAAAAAAUGAAGAUGAAAUUAUGGAAAAUUUAGUUAAUGUAAUAAAAAGUAACGGGAAAAAAAUUGCUCUUGUAAUAAAUACUUUAGUAGAAAUUAUAAGAAAUAUUGAAAAGCGUAUAAUAAAGGAUGUAAAUAUUUAUAUAACCAUCAAUAUACGAAAUUUAAUAAUUGAUACUUUUUAUUUAUUUAAAUAUAUUUUUAAUAACAAAGAAUUCUCUUUAAAUCUUGUUGAUGACUUGUAUAGAAAUCUUGUAUUGUUCAAUGACAUAAUAAAUUCAGCCUUUUCAGAUGAUCUUCAUUUUUACCCCAAGGAACAAAUUAAAGAAUUGUACAUAUUUAUAAAACACAAAUUCACACAUCAGAAUAUGAUAGAUUGA